AUGGUCUGGGGCAGUCACCAGCCCAACGAGCUGCAAGGCGCUUUCGCGCUUGAUGCAAAUCAGACCGUACCGGUACCGCGGGCGAAGCUCCCCGCGAAGCUGCAGCACCUAGUCGACCAUGAAGAUGAGUUUUAUGAUGAUCUCUACUCUCCCUACUCUGUCGACUCCACCGACACUCCUUACCGCUACGCCGCGUACGCCCAGCGCGUUCGCACCCUCCUCCUCUCCGCCCACCGCUACGUCGCCUACACCUCAGACGUCGGCGAGUCAUUUCGCCCCGUCGCGCACCCAUGGCUCGUGCGCUCCGCCUACGGUAUCUCAUGGGCCUACCUCCUAGGCGAUGUCGGCCAUGAGGGCUACAAGGCGUACCUACGGAACCGGCACGCGCUGGCCCCGCCCGGCGAUGCGUACCAUGACGCCAGCCACUCGCAUGAGCAGAUUUUCCGCGGCAUGGCGACGGGCAAUAUCAGCAAGCCCUUGACGAGUGAAGGAAGUGAAACGGACUCGCUGACGCCGUGGCCGACAACCAAGAUUUCGCUUGCGGAGGAUUACCGCAUGGUCAUGGCGAAGCGUGCCGUGUUCCAGGGUAUUGCUAGUAUGGGGUUGCCCGCGUUUACGAUUCAUAGCGUGGUGAGGUACUCCGGGCGCGCGGUGAAGGAUGUGAAGAACACAUUUUUGCGCACAUGGACGCCUAUCGGGCUCGGUCUCGCGGUCGUCCCAUUCCUCCCGUACCUCUUCGACCACCCCGUUGAAACAGCGGUCGACUGGACCUUCAGCACUGCACUGCGCAUCUAUGGCGGCCCAGACGCGGUCCGUCCCCUGCCCCACCAGGUCGGCCACUCCAGCACCACCGAAGAAGGUGGUGUGACAACAGCUGCUGCCCAGCUCUCGUGGGAGGAGUACAAGCACGAGCGUGAGAAGGCUCGCGAGCUUCGCCGGGACCAGCGUGGCAGCAAGCCGCUUUCAAGCUGGUUCGGAGGCUGGACCUCCGACUCGGAGAAGCCUAAGAAGGAGUAG
This is a messenger RNA of Penicillium canariense, 1017 nucleotides long. RefSeq lists its product as uncharacterized. Gene Ontology annotation, cellular component: mitochondrion. Gene Ontology annotation, biological process: mitochondrial fission. NCBI's taxonomy places the organism in Eukaryota, Fungi, Ascomycota, Eurotiomycetes, Eurotiales, Aspergillaceae. The record is from RefSeq and is a predicted model, not a curated record. The transcript has 3 exons. The coding region runs from base 1 to 1017 and encodes 338 amino acids.